UCUCAGAAUGCAUCGAAUUUACGGAAUAAUUCCAUUGCUCUUGAUCAUAUCGCAAUUGACGAAUGCCAAAGAACCGGAAUGUGGACAAUUUAAAGAAGAGCAAGUUCUAAAGCAGGAUGACUAUGCCAUUCCCACAGAGCAUCAGUGGUUGGCCCGCAUCACAUAUGUGAAUGGUUCAAAGGUAGAGAAUACUGGCUGCUUGGGUGCAUUAAUCUCUAAGAGGAAUGUGCUAGCACCUGCCCAUUGCUUUGUCCGGCACAACGGACAGGCGGAGGCGUAUGGUGUGCAGUUGGGUGUGUGGAAUAAGAGUCGAAAUGCCUACGAGGUUAGCUGCGAAUCGGAUGGUUAUUGUGUACUGCCGCCACAGGAAAUUAAAUUGGCCGAAAUAGCCAUUCAUCCGGAAUACGAUGCGUUGACAUUGAAAAACAGUCUGGCGGUCCUUACGCUGCUGAGGGAUGCCAAGUUUACACCAAAUGUGAUGCCCAUUUGCAUGCCACCGCCAGAUCUGGCCGAGAAGUCGCUGGUUAGUCAGAUAUUUAUGUUGGCCGGCUUGCGAACCAAUAAGGAGCUAAAGCACAAGACUUGGGUGAAUACCAUAAGUCGUUCCCUGUGCCAAAACAGCGCCAAAUCUCUGGUGACCAGCAAAAAUACGGUUUGCGGCUAUCAGGAACAAAGCGAAACCUAUUAUCCCGGAGCUGCUCUCGUCGGCAUCCAGGUGAGGAACGAUGUGCCACAGAAUUACUAUUUGGUUGGCCUUCUACACGAUUGGACCAGAGUCGAUAACCGUGUCUUGUCCAGCUUCCUGAAUAUACAACCCUAUAUGAAUUUCAUUAGACUUAAUUCCGAUUCCUUAAUUGUACGCUCUUAAAGACCAACAUAUUAAAGAUGGGACCUGCAACUAA
This is a messenger RNA of Drosophila willistoni, 902 nucleotides long. RefSeq names its product CLIP domain-containing serine protease B9. Gene Ontology annotation, biological process: proteolysis. Gene Ontology annotation, molecular function: serine-type endopeptidase activity. The record is from RefSeq and is a predicted model, not a curated record. NCBI's taxonomy places the organism in Eukaryota, Metazoa, Arthropoda, Insecta, Diptera, Drosophilidae. Bases 8 to 868 code for a protein of 286 amino acids. The transcript has 2 exons.